GGGGAGUCUUCUACCGGGUCCGCCUAAGCGAGGGCUGGGCUAAGAUGGCGGCGCCCGUCCUGCUGCGAGUCUCGGUGCCGCGCUGGGAGCGGGUGGCCCGCUACGUCGUGUGUCUGGCCGGGAUUAUUCUUUCGCUCUACGCCUGCCAUCUGGAGCGUGAGAAGGGUCGCGACCUCCAAUACCAGGCACUCUGUGACCUCAGCGAGCGUGUCCGGUGCUCCUCUGCCAUCUCCUCCAGAUGGGGUCGAGGAUUUGGCCUACUAGGCUCCAUUUUUGGAAAAGACAGUGCAAUAAAUCAACCAAACAGCGUUUUUGGUCUUGUAUUCUAUAUACUACAAAUGUUGCUUGGUAUGACAGCAAGUGCAGUAGCAGCGCUGGUCCUCAUGAUGUCCUCCAUAGUGUCAGUAAUAGGAUCUUUGUACCUGUCUUAUAUUCUGUACUUUGUGCUGAAGGAAUUCUGCGUAGUCUGUGUUAUCACAUACUUGCUGAACUUUGUUCUCUUGAUCAUCAACUACAAACGACUAGUAUACUUGAAUGAGGCCUGGAAACGGCAGCUCCCACCCAAACAGGAUUAACUACUUUGCAAACUUUUGACUGACAGUUUGAAGGCCCGGCUUCUGUUUAUAUUCAUUUCCACAGUAAAAAGAUUUUUUUUUAAUUAUUAUCCACAUCACUUGCUUUCCCCAGGAAUCAUAGCUAAUUCAGUUAGAAUGACUCAAAGGAUAGGGACCCUGGGUAACUCCUCAGUCAAUAGCUAUGGUGAGGAACUUUGCAAACGUCUUAAUCUGAUCAGAGACAAGCUUUAACUUUACUUUGAAGGAGUUCGCAGAGGCAUAUUCUUUACUCCUUCUUUACCCUUCCCUAAAUAUUCCAGGUAGGCUACAGGAAGUCUCCCAUCUCAGUGUGAAUUGAGGUAGGGGGAGAUCAUGAUUAUUCUAGACUUUAUAGGUACCAUAGGGAAAUGUUGCCCUGUUUACAUUAUGUGUAUUGGUAGCCAAGGGAAUCUGACCACACAGAUGGAACUAAAACAUUUACCACAACUUGGCGCAAAGUGGCAGAAAAGACUGGCUAUGCCCUGGCAAAGAAAGGUCAGCACAGCUCAACCAAGUGAUGACUUGAAGCAUAACUUUGAAGAACGGUUGAUUGUGUUAUUGAGAUGUUUUUUUAAAAAAUGAAAUUGAAAUUAGUCUGUUUCCCUGGAGAAGAUUUGCAACAAAAGAUCUUUGCCAAGAUGCUGUUUUUCCCCAGGAUAUGUCUAAAGAAAAGGAAUUCGCUGAACUACGUUGGGUUUCCUUGUAACAUCUGAACUGUUUGCUGUGGAUGGAAACCGUCUUUGUCUGGGGAUGCUUAACAAGGGUAACGGGGCAUCUAGAGUUGCCCAGGCCUCAUCAGUAGGAAGCCUGUACAAAUGACGUUUGAGGGGCAGAAUUGGCUGUGUACUUCAGAAGAUGUGAGACAGCCAAAGAGUGUUAGCCAAUUUGAUUAUAAUAUUUCUAGCUGCUGUAUAGAAUUACAACUUGACACUGGAUCUCAGUAACUCACUGGGUAAAUGAAUGCACUGAAGAAUUAGGAUGCAGUCCGUCUGUGAGCCCUUUGGAACUAAGUUCCACAGAAGUGAAGAGGGGGGUAUAUAAAGAAAUGUCAGUGGAGGGUGCUUUGAUGUUCCUGAGAAAUUCCCCUUCAUUUAGUGAAGCUUGUGUAGGAAACCCAGAUUAUGGACAUAGAUAGAUUUAUGUCUGUGGAGGCAGAGCAAUUUCAAAUUCUUACAUACAGAUUUGGCUAAGGCUUAGGGAGAUGUACAUUGACGCUCCCUCACCCAUUUAGGAUAAAGGAAAUAGACAGUAAACAAAAUUGGCCCAAGAUUCAGUCAUGGUUCUAUUGAAAGAGCAAGUUGAAGUAAUUUCCCAUUCAUAUCGUCCUAAAAUGCAGUGUUUUUUUUUUAAAAAAGUGCCUUCUGUCCUAACAAACCAAAUAUUGGGGGUGAUUGAAAUUGGCAGGCAGAAAGGUUCUUGCAUCUCUAUAUAUAAUAUUUUUGAUGAAUCAGAUCUUUGCAGUGUGUAGUAGGUGAUCCUUUGAGCUUCUCUUAUACCAGGGCACCAGGGAAAUGGUUCCUUGUAGGACAUUCCUAGAGGGUUUUUUUUUUUUGAGAGAGAGCGAGAGAGAGACAGGCUGCUGACCUGAUUGGCACAGCUUUGAACUCUGCAGUCAAUGCUGACUUCUGUUUUUCCUGCUGGAGUAUCCCUUAGAAAGGCACAUUCUCAGAACAUAAAAUUUUGUCUGCUAUAUUUAGAUUUAGGGCUUAGUUUACCCAGGAGUCUCUCAGUAUGCCUCGGUAUGUCAGGGAAGCCUUAGAAGAUGGUUGCAGUUUCUUAUAUGACAGCUGGGUCAUAGCUGUUCCAAGCAAACCAGAAGAGCUACUCCUUGGCAAGAUUGCUGUGUUUCUUCCUGCGGUGGCAGAACGAGGAUCCUGUUGCAGCAGCCUGUUUCUCAUUGGAAUGCAAGAAUGUACCAGAAGCUUCCAGAGAAUGAAUGAGUUACAGGAUUGAUAGGAUCGAAAAGGAGUUAUCGGUGACCGAAGCAGCUUUUGGAAGCAAAUGGAUGCUGUGAUCUGCCAGAGGCUUCUUGUGAUGUGUAUUCACCAGUUGGGCUCCCUGAGAUCAUUAAGACGGUUCUUCUGCUCAUAUGAUGAACACAUUUAGAAGACUUGUAUUAAGGGUAGAAAGCAAUUUUGGCAUCUUUUAUAGCAGAGAUAGCCGUGCACUUGGGUCAUAACAAGCUAACUAAAAAGACCGGGUCAGGCCAGAAUAUAGCCAGAAUACAACAAAGGGCAUCGUUGCCAAAAACUUGAACCCUGUUGUUUCCUUACCAUCAAUGCUUGCUUCUGCUUAUUCCCAAGAAGAGUGAUCUUCCCAAAAAGCUCCCUUUUAAAAUUCCAGUCUGCGUCUAAACACUUUCCUCCUCCUGAGUCUGUAAGGAGACCUCUUUUUUUGUGUCAUUUUCUAUGAAAAAAAAAAUCAGCAUUAAGGUAUAAAUGUGAUUCACUUAACAUUUUGUAAAAGUGCAGGAUUUUAUUUUCCAAUGGGAGCAGCAUCUGCUGAAGAUGGGAUGUCUGACAGUAUUUAAAUGCCUGCCAAAUGAACAUUCGGUUUAUGUACAGAACUAUGGUGGAACGCAAGUUUAAUGGAGGAAGACAGGUGUUUAUGGUGUGUAUGUAUAUAUAUGUAUAUGUACAUGUACAUGUACAUGUAUGUAUAUAUGUAUUAAAAGGAACACUAAUUUCUGCUUGUUGUCCUUGUCAGAGUUUCUCAGAAAUGUAUUUUGUAUUAACCAGAGUACAGUUAAAGCUUGUCUUGAAUUUUGAAAUUAGAGCUGAUGGGGGAAGUAUAAUUUACAAAUUUUGUUACCUUUGGUAUGUGGAGAAUAUUUUCAAGUUUAUACCCUCACUGAUAAAAUUUUAUUUUAAGACAUUAAUGUAACAUAGUGUGAAGCUUUAUUUUUUUACAUGUCUGCAGAUGAGAUGGGGCUUUUCUAUCUUUCUAAGUAGAGAUUUCCAUUAUCUAUACCAGGGUGGGCAACAAUGGCAACUUCAUGACCUGUGGACUUCAACUCCCAGAAUUCCUGAGUCAUGCUCUGGAAUUCUAGGAGUUGAAGUCCACAGCUCAUAAAGUUGCAUAGUUGCCUAUACACCAGGGUCAGUUAUAGGGGAUACAAGGGAGUUGUAGUUUUCUUCCUAGGACUUCCCCUCUCCAAUUCCUUGGGCGGAAGUGCAAGCUGACUCCAUUUUCCCCUCUGCUGAAAAGUUACCUGUUCUGCUCAUUUCUCUUUCCAAGUCAACAUUUUUUAAAUGUUGAUUCUUAUUUUUUUUUUGUUCAAGAACAGAGGUGUGAAGGUAUUGUCACCCUGUGUAUGUUUAAGCAAAAUCCUGACUUCUGUACCACUCUCCCCCAUCUCCAGAUUUCAGUAGUAUUGUGUGGUGUUAAAACGUUUAACACCACACAAUGUGUUGGAUGAGUGUUCUCAGUCAGGUCGCCUUCAGACAUGUUGGGACCUCCCCCCCAAAUCCCAGAAUUCCUAGACAGCUGAAACACUUUGGACUAAGGGCCAAACUGGACAAGAUUUUGAAGUAGAGAUUGUAGGGCACCCUUUGUCCAAAUGGAAAAUUGGUCCUCCUGAGUGCUGGGCUGUGAGAAGCAAGCCAAUAUUUUUAACACAGCGGAGCCUACUCCUUGCCUGUGCAUUGUAAUAUUUGCAAGCAGAUGAUGGGAAAAUCUCACUGCAGGUGUGGACUCUCUGCUGUCUUCCCUCUUCUUCCAUCAAGGUAAUUCGUUCUCUUUAAGGUGCUUGGCCAUAUUCCCAAACCUAUAUGGAUGAUGGAAGAUGCAGCAUUUCCUUGUUUUUCUCAAGUGCAGCUUUCACUGUGUUUCACUCCAAUUCCCUUCUUUUAAUUUGGAAAGCUUAGGAGCCCCUGCUCUUUGGUUCUGUCUCAUCAGCUAAGUUGCUUCUAAUUUUAAAGGAGGGGAACUUUUUCAGUGACAAAAAGUUCAGGGUUGUUGUUUUUUAAAACUGACAGUGUCCCAGGAGGUAGUUUUCUUGAAGAUCAAUUUAAUUCUCUCUACCACCACCACCCUAAAUCUACAUCUCUCCCACUUGUUGAUUGCUCAGAAGAAAGGGCCCUGCCUUUUUUUCCCCAAGAAAUCAAGGCUUUCCAUAGGUCAGACAAGCCCUUUUCCUUUCUUAGAAAUCUUACUUAGCCUCAGUCAGUAUGGUUCUCAGUGCUUGUAAUGCAGUUUUGAAUGGAUGAACGGCUUUCUUGAGAUACCAGAAAAUGUAUCCAUGAAGCAGAUGGCUCCAUUGCAUCUAGUAUAUUGCCACUCCCAGGAAAGGUUUCUGUCACUUGAUUUUCAGGAGGAAUCAAGAAGUAGCAAGAGAAAUCUAUACCCUUGGAAGAGGAAUAUUUCUACUAAGGCAACUCUUUAAGGAAAACGUCACAGUGGGCUCUAGAAUGAGAUGAAACUUUCAGGAAAUGAUUACUUUGGGGCUCAAUUCGAUAUUCUGAUUCAAAACAAAGAGACAAAAAUGAUUUCCUUUUUGCUGAUUAAUAUCUCCUGAUCUGUAUGAACAAAAAUUGUCAAAACAGGUUAAACAUUUGCUUGGAUUCUUUCAAGACCAAUUAAACAUGACCUAGUAAAACUAGUAAAAAAAAGAUGAAGUAUUCCGUUUCCAUUUUUUUAAAAAAUGUAUUAAGCAUGGCCUAAAUAUUCAAUGUGUGUUCUGUCUCGUAUGUUUGAUCUGACAACUUUUUGAUGUGCUUCGAACUCCAGAACAUUUCCAUCUCGAUUGGAGUCAUUCCAUUCUUAUUUUUUUAUUUUUUGGUUCAAUAUAGGACUGUGACAUUCUGAGAUUGAAAUUCAAUUUUGCUAACAGGGGAAUUAAAACCAUGUAAAUAUUGUAAGAAUGUUUAUUUGUUGCACAUAACUUUUUUGGUAUAAAAAUAAACGUAGAAAUUA
This is a messenger RNA of Pseudonaja textilis, 5507 nucleotides long. RefSeq names its product vitamin K epoxide reductase complex subunit 1L1 (gene VKORC1L1). Lineage: Eukaryota; Metazoa; Chordata; Lepidosauria; Squamata; Elapidae. Gene Ontology annotation, molecular function: vitamin-K-epoxide reductase (warfarin-sensitive) activity. The record is from RefSeq and is a predicted model, not a curated record. Gene Ontology annotation, biological process: peptidyl-glutamic acid carboxylation; vitamin K metabolic process.